Molecule: messenger RNA, 1235 nt
Organism: Hypomesus transpacificus
Lineage: Eukaryota; Metazoa; Chordata; Actinopteri; Osmeriformes; Osmeridae
Exons: 5
Coding region: 29-721 (230 amino acids)
Source: RefSeq, a predicted model, not a curated record
AAAGACAAGAGGAAGAGGAAGAGCAGUGAUGGAGAAAGGGGUCAAACAGCUUCAGACAUGGCUUCUACUGUCAGUUAUUCUGAAAGCCGUCGCCUGUGAGUGGGCAGUGCACCUCCCCCAUAAUCAAGUGUGUGCUGUGGCUGGUUCCUCGGUGGUCCUCCCUUGCUCUUUUGACUACCCACGCAACCUUCCUCAUAAUGGGGUUGAGCGUACACGUGAAGAGCUGAGUGAGGUGGGAGAAGAGCAACCGUCUAUCAGCGUCCUGUCUGAAAUGUGGUGUCUGGAGCAGAGUCGUUGCAUCACCCCCAGGUAUGUUUACCACAGUGCACAGAUCUUCCCUGAACCUGCCUACCUGGGCAGGGUGGAGUAUCUGGGAAAACCAGGCAGCAAGAACUGCUCUCUGCGUAUCUCAGAUUUGAGUACAUCUGACAGUGCAACAUAUGUCUUCUACCUAAUCACCAAUCACACAGUGGAGAAGUUACCUGCACAGCGUGGCAUACAGCUGAUGGUGUCAAGUGACUCUGCUGAAGAUGGUGCCUGUUGGAACAAAAUAAAGAAGCUGGAGUCUGUGAUUGAAAACAAGAUCGUGAUUUUAGGUGUGGCCCUGGCCAUCAUAUUGGUCCUCCUGGUGACAGUGGCAUGCAUUGGAAGGAGAUUGAGAAGCCUGUCAGGGUCCAGACAACAAGCCUAUGCCCUGACAGAGACUUCACAGGUUGCCUGAAAACCCAUCUGAAGAACAGAGAGGAUAGCUCACCAUGGACACUGUGACACCGUUGAUAUAGAAGGUUUAACAAAGUGACUUAAAUGAUUUACAUGUUUGUAAAUAUAGAAUUGUGUUAAUAUUGAAAAAGCCAAAAAUAACAAAAUACCAUUUUACCAUUACCAUGUUCUUUGAAAACAAAGUCACAUUCUCUCCAGUUCUGAAGACACAUCUCUUCAGAUUCUAAAUGGACUAGGGCACCUUACGUGUACAUUACUUCUCGUGGUAUUAGCAUAAUUUUGUUGUUGUUGUGUAUUUAAGAUGUUACACUGUGUGACCCCACAAAAUGAUCAGAGAAAUAAUCUUGUUGUUCUACUGUCCUUUGUCCUUGAUUAUCUGUGGUACUUACAAUUCGUGCAUCGCUUUGGAUGAAAGAAUCUGACAAAUGAAUUGAUCUCAAGAUUAUUAUACUGAUGUCAAACAGUUAAGGAGAACACGUGUGCGAUGUAAAAAUAAAAAUUGGUUCUCCUCUUCA